UGAUAUCGAACGAUGUGCAUUGAAAUUGUUUAGAAUGAAGAGCUGCAUUGGUAAACGUUGACGUAGUUUUAAAAAUAGACACUAAAGGAGGACCUGUAAUAUAUGUAAAUUCAUUGCAUUGUGCGCCUUUGUCUUAGCGGUAAUGUUUUCUCUCGCGAUUAAAAAAUAAUUCGGUCAGUGGAUUUUCAUACGAAAGAAGACAUUUCGAAGAAUAUAUUAGCGAAAUUCAGUAACGAAAAACCAAUAAAGUGGAACUGAAAAUUUCGUGAACAAUGUUUUACGAUUAUUUUCUUGGGCUUUUAAUUUAAAUUUAAAUUAAGAAGUGUGUCCCGCAAAGCUUUAUUAUGCAACAUCUCUUUAUAGAAGCAUACAAUUCUUAAUUGUUCUGUAACUAAUGUCUUUGGAAAUAUAAAAAUUGAUUAAAAAUUUCAAGAAGUGCCGCAGUUUUAAAAAAAUUCUGCGAAAAUGGAGAGCGUUGACAAUAUUUUAGUCAUAAAUCAAGAAUUUUCUGCGGAUUCACCUGAUUCUAUAACAUUAUCGAGAGGGGAUCUAGUAGAAGUUUUAAAGACAAGUGAGAGUAAACCAUUUCCAAAAGGAAAAUUGCGUGACUUGAAGCCUGAGCUUAAUUCGAGAUGGUAUGUGAGAUUAUUUGGAUCAAACGAGAAUGGCAAAGAAGGCUGGAUUCCAACCAACAUAAUAGAUUUUUCCAAUGACUCUGUAUCUAUAUUUGGAAAUAAAGGAGAUGAUCCUGCUUUUCGAAGAAUAGCUACCGUUAGAGAACUCAUUGAAACGGAAGAAGAGUUCGGCAGAGACUUACAGAACAUAGUAGAUCGAUACAUUAAACCUUCUGACAAAGCUUCUGUUCCACGAAUUGUUCGCGAUAGCAAGGACAUUAUUUUUUCAAAUUUUCAACAAAUUGCAGAAUUUCAUAACUUAGUUUUGCUAGAGGGACUUAAAUAUUAUUCAGAGCAACCGAACAUGAUAGCAAAAACUUUCCUUAGACUUGAGAGAGAUUUCGACAAACAUGUUAAAUAUUGUGAAACUGAACCUAUCGCCCAGGCAUUUCUCGCAGAAAACAAAGAAGCAAACGAAUAUUUCCAGCAACUAUCAAACUUGAUAGAGGACGACAAGCGCUUAAGUGAACACUUGAAGUUACCGAUUCAACGAAUAAAUGAUUACCAGUUUUUACUAAAGGAAUUAAUAAAAUACUCACAGACAGUGUCAGAAAAUACUAAAGACUUACAAAAGGCUUUGGAAUUAAUGCUUAGCGUUCCCAAUAGAGCACUUCAUAACAAAUUUUUAUCUAGUAUAGAGGGAUAUAGAGGUAAUAUUUAUAAACUUGGACGAUUAUUAAACCACGACUGGUGGACUAUUCGAGAUUCUGCUCAGAAGUCACACGAUCGAUACUUAUUUUUAUUUAAAUCGAGGAUUCUAGUAACUAAAGUAAGAAAAAUAAGUGACGAACGAUCUAUUUUUAUUUUACAAAACGUUAUAAAACUACCUGAUUGUAAUGUUGAAAAUAAUGCCGUCGAAAAUCUGUUACGCAUAGAAGAAAAGCAAGGAAAAAAAGAUGCAUUUUUACCCCUUGUAUUGAGCCCACACCGAAAAGAAAUUCGCGAAAAAUGGUUUCAAGAAAUUAUUUCGCACCGUGAUGAUGAUUCGACAUUGCAAGAACACUUGGCUGACGAUCUACGCGUGGAUGCAACUCAAGUACUUCACGAAAACGAAUUACUUCUCCACUUGCCACAGAAAGCUGAAGCUCAUAAUCCCUAUUCUGGAAUAAAAGCCUCAGACGUAGCCCAAGAUUGCUAUUUAACUGAAGAAGAGAAGGCAAAAUACUGCGAGGACCAUAAUUUAACGCUUAAGAUUAAAAAUGAUUAUCGUGGGGAAAGGAAGAUAUUGGAAGAGACUGUUCAAUCAUCUUGUAAAUCUGAGAACGUUUUGAUAGACACUACAGCAAGUUGCAUAGAUGUAAUUAAAGAAAAGGUUUCAUCUCUGUCGACUGAAACAAGAGAUUCUACAAAUAUUUCGCAUGAACAAAUAACAAUUGAGCGAAAUUCUAGUCCAAACCAACAGAAAAGGGAUGAAUCGACCGAAAAAACAGAAUCGAUUAAUAAAAAAAGCGAUUUCACUGAAAUCACCCAACACUCAAUUGAUAUCGAAUUGAGAUCCGAUGAAAAGAAAGAAGCCGUUGUGAGUGCGACGUCACGGGAUUACGGCAGAGGAUCUUCAUACGACAAUUAUAGCGACAAUUUGGGAAGUACUGCAAGCUCAAGAUUGGAAAGAAGAAAACAAGAGGAUCACAGAUCUAUAUUUUCGUCAAGUCGUGCCGAGAGCAGAACAGAAGAUCGUUAUGGGUCCAGAAUUGAAACACGAUCGUCUUCUCGAAUGAUGGAGGAAAGUACUUUAAAAUCUGUAGAAAAGCCCAUUAUAACCAGAGCAGCUAAAAGCGUUCAAGUCCAACCUGGUGAAACUGCACAUUUUGAAGUGCAUUUCGCCGAAAAGCCAGGAUUAGUGACUUGGCUAAAAGAUAAUAAACCAUUGGAAGAUAAGCUUGCCGACCGCGUUAUCCAAACAGAGGCUACGAUGAAUUCGUAUCGCUUGGAUAUCAAAAACUGCAGUGAAUCCGACUCAGGAACAUACACAGCAAAAGCAACAUCUGGCAUUGAAAGUACAACGUGUUCCGCUCAGCUAGCAGUGGGUCAGAUUCCCGGACAUGAUGAAUCAAAAACAAAUGUGGCGCCAGUUUUCCUUGUGCGGCUCAAAGAUAGUGAAAUGCUUGAACAGUCGCUUUUCCGGUUUAUGAUUAAAGUGAUGGGGGAUCCAAGACCCCGAGUAAAAUUUUUUAAGGACGGAAAAGAAAUAUUGGAGGACGAUAACCGAAUACAAAUCAAUCGGGAAAAAGAUUACUUGGGAUACUAUGAACUGGUUUUGAAUGAUGUACAAAAAAUAGAUGCUGGCCUUUAUACUUGCAAGGCUACAAACAAAUAUGGAGAAGUUGAAUGUGAAGCAACGGCAACUACUGUAGAGGACAAAAAUCCAUUUGGAUCUUUGAGUGGUCAAAUUCUUCCGCCUGGAGAAAAGGCAACAUUCGUGUGGAAGCGUAAUGGCGCCGAGUUUGACCCGGAAGAAAGAUUCAAGGUUUUGUUCGGCGAAGAUGAAGAUUCAUUGGCCCUAGUAUUUCAACACGUUAAACCAGAAGAUGCUGGAAUUUACACAUGCGUAGCCCAAACCUCUACUGGCAAUAUUUCAUGCAGUGCCGAACUUUCUGUUCAAGGAGCGAUACAAACAUUGAAUAGAGAACCAGAGAAGCCCUCUUUGAUCAUCGACCAUCGCGAAGCUAACGCAAGUUUAGGAGGAACAGCAAUUCUUGAAUUACAAUGCAAAGGCUUCCCUAAACCAGGAGUUCAGUGGAAACACGAUGGUGAAGUUAUUGAAGUAGGUGAAAAACAUAAGAUUCUCUAUGCCGAUGAGGAAAGCAUGUCCUUAGUUAUUAAAAAUGUUACAACGGAAGACGCCGGUGAAUAUACCAUUCAAGCAAUGAACGAGUUGGGUGUGGAUGAGUCAUCGAUAAGCCUAGUUGUGAAAGCUGGACCUAAAAUCAAGAAAAUUAAUAAUGUAACCUGCUUUGCUGAGGCAACAAUCCAAGUGGAGAUGGAAGUCGAAGGUUAUCCAAAGCCUAUUAUUAAUAUAACAAAUAACGGCAGAGAUAUUAUUAACGAUAAAAACGUAAAAGUUUCUAGUAGUUCAAUAGGAAAAAGUACAGAGAAAAUUGUGUUAGAAAUUUCUAACAUAGAGUUGAGCCAAAGUGGAAACUAUUCAAUUCGAGCUACCAAUGAUUUAAGUCAAUCAUCCGAAUACUGGCAGUGCAUUGUUAAAUCAAAACCAAUUAUUGUAAAGCAUUUAGAAGAAGAGUACGUUUAUGGGGAGAAGGAGACUGUCAUCAUGAGUGUUAAAAUAGAUGCGUUUCCGGAGGCUAAAGUUCGGUGGUACCAAGAUGGAAAUGAAAUUAAUGUCACUAAUAGCAAAAAAUAUAGCACUUCUGUUGAUGGAAAUGAAUACGUGCUUAAAAUAAAGGAAGUAUCGCGCGUUGAUUCUGCUAUAUACACAGUAAAAGCUGAGAACGAACAUGGCUCCGCAUCCAGCGAAACAAAAUUAUUAAUAAAAUGCACUCCAGAAAUCACAAAGAAGCUGACAAAUAUUACAGUCACUGAGGGUGACUGCAAUGUGGAGUUGGAAGUUCGUGUCAAUGCUUAUCCGGAACCUAAAAUUACGUGGUAUAUAGAUGGUAUAGAGAUCGAUGAAAAAAGAAAAGAUUUUCGUCGCAUUGAAGAGAAUAAUACAUACAAACUAGUGCUGAAAGAAGUCAACACAUCAAUGCAUGGCACAUAUUGCUGUAAAAUUAUGAACGACUAUGGCAGGCUUGAGAAUGAGUGCCAAGUAACAGUAAACUGCAAACCGAAAAUUAGGAAACCAUUAAAGGAUACUGAAGUACAGGCAAAUGGAACACUUACUUUAGAAACAGAUAUUUAUGCAGUACCUGAGCCAACUGUUAAAUGGUUUAAAGAUGGAAGCGAAGUUCAAGCUGAUGGACGCGUAAAAAUCGCACGAGACUCGUAUCGCACUGAGGAUUAUUCCUUAUCGCUUACGAUUUGUCAGCCAAAGGAUGCUGGUACUUACGAAGUAAAAGCUAUAAACAGCAUUGGAGAGAGCCAGUCGCAGUGCAAAGUGCUUGUUUUAAAGGAGCUAGUCACAAAAGACGAAGUUGAUGCAGAAACAGAAACAGAACAAAACGUGGAAAACGGGGCAAUUCCUGAGAUCCAGCAUGCGGACAUUUUGGAAAAACACAGUUUCGAAUCAGUGCCAUUAAAAUAUGAGAUUAUUGCUAAAGGCAUCCCCAAACCAGAAGCUGUGUGGUACCAUGACGGCAAGCCAAUCCAAGCGGACGCACAUGUUGCUACUAUCGUUGACGGAGAUAAAUAUAGACUGGAAAUCAAAGAACUGCAGCUUAGUGAUGCCGGUGAAUAUAAGGUGGUAAUCAAAAAUAAAGUUGGAGAAAAGUCAUUACAAGGCGUUCUUUCCUUGUCUGGUGUUGCCGAGUACCGAAAACCUAUUCUAAAGAGUGGCUUACAUGAUAUUACCACUCAUAAAGGAGAAUCGUUAGCAAUUCCAAUCGUAUUCACAGCAGAUCCUCAGCCUAAAAUUACUUGGCUUAAAGAUGGAAAACCAUUGAAAGAGCAAGAAAAUAUCAAAAUAAAUGAGACUGUAAAGGAGAUCGAAAAUGGUCUUAAAGAAUACACAUAUACUCUAAAUUUUGAUGAAAGUCAACACAAGGAUUCUGGACGCUACGAAUUGCAGAUAAAAAAUAAAUAUGGCGAAUUAAGUACCAGUGGUUGGAUUGAUGUUUUAUCUAAGCCAGAAAUUAUCGGCCUUAAAGAUCAAAGUUGUCUUCCAAAUGACACUAUUGCUUUCGAUGUCAUAGUUCAUGCGAAUCCAAAGCCUAAAGUUACAUGGACUCGAGGAAAUGAGAAUCUUUGUAACAAUGAAAAUUGCGAAGUUAUUGCCGACAUAGAUGCCGAUAAAUAUAGACUAGUGUUCCAAUGUGUAAAGCCUGCGGAAGAUGGAUUAUAUACGCUGACUGCAGUCAAUGACCAAGGCACAACUUCAACGAGCUUCAAACUUAAUGUAAAAGUCGAAAAGCCAACAUUUGUAAUCUUACCGGACGACCAAUCAGUACUGGACUAUCACCCGGCCAUAGUUGAUGUUUUAGUUCAUGGCAUACCAAAGCCAACUAUUGAAUGGAAAAAAGGAGAUAAGACGAUUCAGGAUGGAACAAAGAGCGAAAAGGGCAGCGAAGAACCGUAUAAAAUACAAUACUCCUCCCCAGAUACAGAUCAAUUAGGCAGCAAAUUGGAAAUAUCUCAUUUCAAACCCACCAAUGCUGGCACGUAUGUUGUUGUUGCUAAAAACGAAAUUGGUUCCACCGAGGUGCAGUUUAAACUUUCUUUGUUGGAGUUAGCUCCAUCAUUCGAGUCCAAGUUCGAUAAUGCUAAAGAAGUACAACAAGGAGAAGAUCUCGUUUUACAAUGUAAGGUGGCCGGAAGUCCUCUUCCUCUGAUACGUUGGUUCAAGGAUGGUGAAGAAUUGAAACCAAGUGAGCACGUAAAACUCUCCUCCUCGCCCAGCGGUAUUAUAAAAUUGGAAAUAUCAAAUAUUCAACCAAUUGACUCUGGUGCAUACAAAGUAGUCAUCUCGAACCCACUUGGCGAAGUUUCGUCUUUAUGUGCAGUUGCUGUAAAUCCUGGAGCACAACAGCCGUCCUUCGUCAAACCACUAGGAGAUGUUAAAGUUUCUGUUGGCGAACCUUUAAAAUUAGAAGCGCAAGUAGUUGGCUUCCCUGCACCAGAAAUAAAGUGGCUGAAAAAUGGAAUUGCUCUACGUCCAAGCAAUAGCAUCAAUUUCAUAAACAACCCGAAUGGACUCAUUGGUUUGAGCAUUGAUGAAGUGCAGCCUCAAGAUGCUGGGUUAUAUAAAUGUUUGAUAGUAAACAAAGAAGGCGAAAUGGAAGGAAGCUCUAUGGUAACUGUAGUUCCGAAGGAGAAAGAACCGGAGUUUAUAACAGAGAUACAUGACACCAAUUGCAUUGAAGGAUUCCCUGUAAAAAUGCAAAUAAAAGUAGCUGCCAAUCCUCCACCAAGUGUUAAAUGGUUCCAUAAUGGCCAAGAAAUUCUUCCUGCCAAGGGUCAAUACACCUUUAUAGAAAAUCCUGAUGAUACUUGCAGCAUGGUUAUUGAAGAAGCCACAUUGAAAGAUUCUGGUUUAUAUGAAGUAGUUGCCUCAAAUGUAAAAGGUGCGGCCUCUUCUAAAGCAAGAUUACAUGUCGCUUUGAAAACAGAUGAAUCAAUGCCAGAAGAACCUCCUCAAUUUGUAUCGUCUCUAAGGGAUGUAAAUGCAAAUGAAGGAGAUGAGAUGAAUAUAUCUGCAGCAUUUGUGGGCAAUCCCAUACCAGAAGUUAUUUGGUCAAAAGACGGAAGCCCUCUCUCCAAUGGUGACCGCUUCUUAAUUGCUUGUGAUGGCAAACACGUUAGUCUAAAUAUAAAUCCCGUUGAAGCGAGUGACUCGGGCAUAUAUAAUUGCCUCUUAGCUAAUCCUUUGGGCGAAGAUUCCUCAGCUUGCGAGGCUAACGUACGAAAAGUUUACAAAAAACCUCUAUUUACUCAAAAGAUAUGCGAUCAACAGCAAUUACUUGGCACUGAUGCAAAAAUAGCCGUCACCGUUUCUGGUGUACCAUAUCCAGAGCUAUCAUGGUACUUCCAAGAUAAACCAAUUACAGCUGACGAUAAAUAUCAUAUAGUUAACGACGGUGAUAACCAUGCAUUAAUAAUAAGAAAUUGCCAAAUGAACGAUCACGGUGUUUACAAAUGCGUCGCCAAAAACAGGGAAGGCUCUGAUGUUACACAAGGCCGGAUGGAUAUAGUGAAUGAACUGAAAAAACACGUUCGCUCUGAGCCUCCAGCAUUCCUAAAGAAAAUUGGUGAUUGUGAAAUUUAUCCUGGAAUGACCGCAAAAUUCACAGCAUGCGCUACAGGAAGUCCGGAACCUGAAGCAGAAUGGUUUAAGAAUGACCAAAAACUCUUCCCAAGUGAAAAAAUAACUAUGGAUCACGAACCCAAUGGAUUACUGCGGCUUACUAUAAAAGAUGCUGAUGACAGUGAUGUUGGCCGCUACUCCUGCCAUAUAUUCAAUCCGUAUGGAGAUGAUACAUGUCAUGCACAUCUACUAUAUGAUGAAAUUGACGACCACAGCCGAAAACCUCUUGCAGAGCAAUAUAAGGAUUUGAACAAGUACAAAAGGACAGGCGCUCCUACUCCACUUACAGAUAGACCUAUUAUAUCGCGUAUGACUGACAAUACUUUGAGGUUGAGCUGGAAACCAUCGCUAUUAGCAUCACCACGUUAUCCUGUAACAUACCUGGUAGAGAUGAUGGAUUUGCCCGAAGGAGAUUGGCGCACUGUUCACACAGGAGUUCGAAACUGCGCGUGCGAUAUUAGGGGACUUGAACCUUUCCGUGAUUAUCGAUUCCGCGUACGAGUUAAAAAUAAAUAUGGAGUUAGUGAUCCCAGCCCAUAUGUACAAACAUACAGGCAAAAAAUAAUACCAGAACAAAAGAAAACUUACACAUACUUGGCACCUGGUGUUGACUUUAGACCGGAAACAUCUCCUUACUUCCCUAAAGACUUUGAUAUCGAGCGACCACCCCACGAUGGACUUGCGCAAGCUCCACAAUUUUUACGACGAGAAAGUGACUCAAUUUAUGGAGUGAAAGGUCAUAACGUCGAGUUAAUGUGGUUUGUGUAUGGAUAUCCAAAACCAAAGAUGACAUACUAUUUCGAUGACACACUCAUAGAACCGGGUGGAAGAUUUGAUUAUAGUUACACACGGAAUGGUCAGGCAACACUCUUCGUAAACAAGAUGCUUGAACGCGAUGUUGGAUGGUACGAAGCCGUAGCAUCGAAUGAGCAUGGCGAAGCUAGACAACGGGUCAAGUUGAAGAUUGCAGAUUUUCCACGAUUCUUGAAGCGACCAGAUGAAACCUUUAUUAUGAUGAGAAAGAACGGACGCUUAGAAGCGCACAUAGUUGGCGAACCUACACCAGAAAUCCGAUGGCAUAAAGACUGGCAACCGUUAGCUGAUAGCUCCCGUAUUAGGACCAAUUUCUACGAACCUAAUAUUUAUGUACUCUCAAUUAAUGAUGCAAUUAUUAAAGAUGCAGGACUGUAUUCAGUCAGUGCGCGUAAUGUGGCUGGGUGCGUAAGCACUUCGGUUAUGGUUCAUAUAGAAGAAGAUGAGGACGCGUACAUAUAUAAAACAUAUGGAAGACAUCCAUACAUUCGUGCAAAACAAAGCCGUUAUAACGAUAAAUAUGAUAUCGGUGAUGAACUGGGUCGUGGAACACAAGGUAUCACAUAUCAUGCUGUUGAACGAGCAACUGGUGAUAACUACGCUGCGAAAAUCAUGUACGGCAGACACGAGUUACGACCAUUCAUGCUUAAUGAGCUAGACAUAAUGAAUUCCCUCAAUCAUAAAAACUUGAUUCGCCUACAUGAUGCGUAUGAUCUCGACAAAAAUGUUUCCCUGGUUAUGGAGUUGGCAGCUGGUGGAGAACUUGUUAAAGAUAAUUUACUUUUGAAAAAUUACUACACUGAACGAGACAUCUCAUACUAUAUAAGGCAGUUGUUAUGGGGAUUAGAUCACAUGCAUGAUCACAGUAUAGGUCAUAUGGGACUAACGAUAAAAGAUUUGCUGAUAUCUGUUGUAGGGAGUCGGGAUUUGAAAAUCUCAGAUUUUGGUCUCUCGCGCAAGAUAAACACUCACGCUCUCACAACCUUAGAUUUCGGAAUGCCUGAGUAUGUUUCACCUGAAGUGGUUAAUAAAGAAGGUGUUGGAUUUGCUCACGAUAUGUGGGGAGUGGGAAUAAUAACAUACGUACUACUUAGUGGACGGAAUCCUUUCAGAGGAUGUGAUGACUACGAAACACUAUCAAAUAUUCGUGAAGGACGUUGGGGAUUUAAUGAUUCUAUUUGGUCACAUAUAUCCGACGACGGAAGAGACUUUAUUUCGCGAUUAUUGUCGUAUAGAGCAGAAGACCGCAUGGAUGUGAAAACAGCUUUAAAACAUCCUUGGUUCUUUAUGUUGGAUAGACAACCCACUGAUGAUGAAUAUCAAAUCACAACAGAUCACCUAAGGAGCUAUUAUGAUCAAUUUAGGGAUUGGAGUGGAAACGCCGCAUGUAAACAUUACUUCCGACGUAGGCGGCUCAGUGGUUGCUAUACUCAUCCAUCUAGAAUGGUAUAUCCUCCAGGUCAUUCAUAUACUCCUGAGGCCACACCGGAACCAUUACCAGAACCGAAGAAACGAUUCACGAAAAGAGAAGACGCAAUGUCCAAAUACUUGCAUCCUGAUUAUGAAUUGGGUCUAAUUCAGUCUGAAAGUCACUACCAAUAUGGACCAGAUACAUAUUUGCUACAACUUCGAGAUGUAAGCUUCCCAGUGAGAUUGCGUGAAUACAUGAAAGUCGCCCAUAGAAGGUCACCAUCCUUUGCCCUAAAUGACAACGUGGAUUGGUCUUUACCUAUCAUUCGAGAGCGUCGUCGUUUUACAGACAUUAUGGAUGAAGAGAUAGAUGACGAACGUGUUCGUAGUCGCAUAAAUAUGUACAGUUCAAAUGAUUCGUUCAGUAUUCGCAGACUUCGCACAGAAUUAGGUCCACGACUCGACGAAUACACUGAAGCGGAAGCUCUAAUUGAAAGUCAAAGAGAAGGAUGCCUUCCAUUCUUCAGGGAAAAACCACAGACUCUUGCAAUUGUUGAAUAUCAACCUGCACACAUUCAUUGCUUUGCAGUUGGUGAUCCAAAACCAAAUAUUCAAUGGUUUAAAAACGAUAUGGUUCUGAUUGAAUCGAAUAGAAUUAAAAUUGUUACUGACGAAGACGGGAGAUCAAUUCUGCGUUUCGAUCCCGCUGUACAUACUGACAUAGGAAUAUAUAAAGCUGUUGCUAGAAACUCACUGGGACAAACUGUGGCAAGGUGCCGUUUGGUUGUUGCUACCUUACCAGAUGCGCCUGAUUCGCCAGAAGUAUCUGGUGUUAGUGGUAAAGACAUUCUUCUUAGGUGGAAACAACCAAGAGAUGAUGGCCAUUCGACAGUUUUGUGCUACAGUUUACAAUAUAAAGAAUUCAACUCGGACAUAUGGACCACUAUUGCGGAUAAUAUUGAUCACGAGUUUUAUCUUGUACAUGACCUUCAGCCCAACACCAAAUACCAAUUUAGACUGGCUUCGCGAAAUCGUAUUGGUUGGAGUGAAAUGGGAAUCCCAUUGACAGCCGAAACAACAUCUGUAAAUUCACCUAAAAUACAUAUAUCAAAGGCAAUGGAACAUUUACAAAAACUAACAGAAAGCGGUCAAGAAAUCGUGCCAGAAGAAGAGCGCGUCCAUACUGACUACCAUUGUGAAUGUGAACCACCAAAUUGGAUAACUGACUCCAACGUAAAUGAAAAAUAUAGUUUCAUCUCAGAAAUACAUAGAGGAGAAUUCAGCACAAUAGUAAAAGGAGUUCAAAAAUCUACAAAUGCAAUUAUUGUAGCUAAAAUUUUUGAUUUAAAUGAAAAUACCGAACCACUCGUAUUAGAAGAAUUUGAAAAUUUCAGGACCUUAAGGCACGAACGGAUUGCAGCAUUAUUUGCAGCAUAUAAGCCAUUGAACGUUCCAUUAGCAAUUUUUGUGAUGGAAAAACUACAAGGCGCUGAUAUACUGACGUACUUCAGUAGUCGCCACCAAUACACCGAACAAAUGGUGGCCACCGUAAUAACUCAACUCUUGGAUGCACUUCAAUAUCUACAUUGGAGAAGUUAUUGCCAUCUCAACAUUCAACCCGAUAAUAUUGUUAUGGCUUCUGUACGCUCAGUACAAAUCAAGUUAGUUGACUUCGGAUCAGCUAAGCGGGUUAAUAAACUAGGAACAAAAGUUGCUGCAAGUUGCAUGCUUGACUUCCAAUCUCCCGAGAUGGUUAACGAAGAACCCAUAUUUCCUCAAAGUGACAUCUGGUCCGUUGGUGUAUUGACAUAUCUUUUGCUUUCUGGAAAAAGUCCAUUCCGUGGAGUUGAUGAAUACGAUACAAAGCAGAAUAUAUCGUUUGCCAGGUACCGAUUUGAGAAUCUUUAUAGCGAAGUCACUCCUGAAGCGACCCGAUUCAUCAUGUAUUUGUUUAAACGUCAUCCAACAAAACGACCAUACUCUGAGGAUUGCUUGGAACACAGGUGGCUCAUGUCUUCUGACUACAUGAUUAAAAAACGAGAAAGAGCUAUUUUCCUUGGCAACAGACUUAAGGAGUUCGCUGACAUGUAUAAGGAUAUGAAAGAAAGUCGUGCACAGUCGACCCAAGCAAUUACCCAGUCUUUAAAUGGAGGACCUACCGCGACCCAAUUAUUGCGUUCAAAUAGCAUUCAGGAGGAACUUUAUGCCACAUUCUAACAGUUUUCAACGCGCAGCUUACAUCACAACAUCCCUUAACUACUUACUUUAUAGAAACUUGACGCAUGUUUACAUUCAAUGUAUAGGGUGCGUGCGAGUACGGCUAAAUUACUACCUAAAUUAUAUUCUACAUAACUGGAAGGUGACGGUAACACGGUGAAUAGGUAUAAUAAGCCUAUUUAUCAACCAAAAUUGAACUGUCAAAUAUAUAUGAGCGAGUGGUGCAAUGAAAACAAUGAAUGUUAAAUUUGAAGUUAAAAUUUUUUAUUAUAAUGGGACCUGUAAAUUAAAAUAUAUUUUGAGUUAUUUUCGCAGAAUAUCCUUCUGUACAUAAAUGUCCCGGUGGAGUGAAUUCAGAAGGUGGCGAUAUCCGCGAACCGUUAUCCUGCCCUGCUAUCUGUGAAUUUGACAGAAUCAGCUGAUUUACUAAUUGAAUUUUUGUACUGUUUUUUUUUUUGUUGUAUUGUUUUUAAUUUCUAUUGUUGUUCAACGCUUAAACGCCGUUACGUCACAGAAACACUCUCCCGGAUAUCGCAGUCUUGUAAUCUAUCAUUAUUGAUGCAAAGACAUUUUCGAGAAUUCGUGGAUAAUGUCAAAAUUAUUAUAAUUUUUGAUUUGUUUUGUUUUUCUAACAAAAAAGUUAAUAUAGAAUUUAAAACUUACUCAUAGAAACUUCACUGUAAGUUUAACUUCAAAUUUUUGGUUCAACAUCCUCCUCUAGUUUGCUCAACGUCCUUCUCUUUUGGUUAAUUGUUUACUAUAUUAUUAAAUCCAAAAGUCAUCAUUAGUUUUAUUAAUUGAUUACAACAAUUGAAUUCAAACUCCGAAGCGAACAACGAUGCGUCAGAAUAAAAUCACACAGUUCCCUCGUCCGUUUUCCUAAAUUGCAGUAUUGACAAUUUCCAGUGGAAUUUCAAUUAGGUACUCGUACUACAAUUUAGGUUAACUCGCACACAGCCACAUCACGUUUGUACCGCUAUAUAAAAAAUAAACUUUCGUCACAUCUAUAAA
Molecule: messenger RNA, 13041 nt
Organism: Anastrepha obliqua
Lineage: Eukaryota; Metazoa; Arthropoda; Insecta; Diptera; Tephritidae
Gene: Obsc
Product: obscurin
Exons: 39
Coding region: 466-12030 (3854 amino acids)
Biological process (GO): protein phosphorylation; homophilic cell-cell adhesion; synapse organization
Cellular component (GO): neuronal cell body; plasma membrane; axon
Molecular function (GO): protein binding; ATP binding; axon guidance receptor activity
Source: RefSeq, a predicted model, not a curated record